AUGUCAGCAGAAACGCAAGAUUCUGCGCAAGUGGUUUUUCGUUUGCGUUCAUCACAUCCAGAUGACUUCCAACGCGACGCCCGAACGGACAUCGGGAUUGUGUCUGCUGCCGCGGAUAAUGGCUACAUUUCAUUUGAUGCAGUACCCAGGCCGACCAACGUGGAAGGUCUAGUGCCUUAUGGUCAACGGAUCACGACGAUCGGCUCAGGAUAUGAAGUGCCAACCACGCACGGCCUCCCAGACCUUGUCGCUGACUAUGGGAAAGCAGGUGUAUUGACUUCUGCUUCUACCCUCUUCCUCAUAUUCUCAUGCGCUAUCGCGCUGCUUGCACUGGCCUGUGUAGGCCUAAGACAGCUUGCCACCAAGCACUUGUGUACCCAAUUUUUUUGGUUUCAUAAGGCUUGGCAAAUUCUGCCCUAUGUUGAAAAGCAUGCAGUAUUGUCCACCUGCAGGGGAAAUUCAGACUCUGGAACAGCUGUGGCGGUGACACAGAGCAUUCUGAAUGAGAAAUGCGAGGAACCCCUGUAUUCCAGUGUUCGCGCAUCUACUCUAUUGUCAUAUGUCUCUGUCACCUCCUCCAAUGACUUAGAAGAAGACUCCGAGGACGAGAAGUUCCACGAUGCUUUAGACAUUCUGCCGUCUCUCGGCGUGCAAGACCUUCCGUCCUCUGAUUCACCUUCGCGCGAUCUUCCUUUACCACCCAUCACAACGGCACCUAACCCCGAUCAUCGAUCCACACCCCCACAAACAUGUGUACACCCAGCAAUAGUUUUUGAAGCUCAUGAACCACUUGCACGUCCUUCCUGGUCCGUGCGGGUCGCAACUCCUGUUCCUGCGCCUCCUUCAUUGCCGCUUAUUCAUCCUCGCAGUCGCGCAUACCGUGCUGUGCCCGAGUUUGACAUUGCUCUGGCGAUGCAGCUCAGGCCAGGCCGUGGCAUUGGCGCUGACCCAGCGUGGAUGGUGCGCUUCUUAAUGGCUGUUUUUGGGUGGUUUGCUGUUGCGCUUACCGGGAACCAAUAAUUCUGGUGCAGGCUGGAAUUCUAUUUUCCAUGCCCGCCGACCCUGAUCUGCCACGAGGUUCCGAUUUAUGGCUGCCCUUGCAGGGCGUAGGGUGCUGUGCUCCCUGACACUUCCCUCUGCAUCUCUGCAUUUUUUGUCAAGGAAUUUACUACUUGGAACAUUGCAUCAAUUCAACCAUAUCCCGGAAGAUAUUGGUCUCUAUGCCAUCAAUUGUCUUUGCACAUUUUUAUAUACCUUCCAUGACAUCCCAGUUGCUCCAUAGUAAUGGUUCAAAGGUUACUCUCAAAAUUAACUUUCUUGACCUCAUUUUAACCGGACUCGGCAUGCAACUUGCGAUGUGGCUUCAGGUUUUGGAAUUUCGAAUGAAUUUCCUUCUCAUUACGUUCACGCUCAGUGAGCCUCGGUUUCAACGUUGAACCUUCCCCUCAGGUUGUAUAGCUUAGCUGCUUAGCAAUCGCUCUCAAUAUCGGUCAGCUCU
Suillus clintonianus is the source of this 1498-nucleotide messenger RNA. RefSeq lists its product as uncharacterized. The transcript has 2 exons. The record is from RefSeq and is a predicted model, not a curated record. Lineage: Eukaryota; Fungi; Basidiomycota; Agaricomycetes; Boletales; Suillaceae. The coding region runs from base 1 to 1020 and encodes 339 amino acids.